This is a messenger RNA of Dermacentor andersoni, 5753 nucleotides long. The record is from RefSeq and is a predicted model, not a curated record. Lineage: Eukaryota; Metazoa; Arthropoda; Arachnida; Ixodida; Ixodidae.
UCCGUUUCCGGACAAUGGCGGGAUGUUUUCUGGUUUGAUGUCUUCGUCGUCUGUACACGCCUUUGUUCUCGUAUGCAAGGGUCACUCUUUCACCUUAAAUCUAAGGUGGUAACUUGUAUCUGAUUGUGAGCUUGCCGGCGCUCAAUACCUCACGAUGGAGGAAAUAGUAGGCAAAGUAGGAAAUGUUGUCUUCGAGCUGGAGAUGGCCCUGGAGCAACAACUCGGCGCGCUGCCGCUACCGUUCCCUGGUAUGGACAAGUCCGGAGCAGCCGUGUGCUGCUUUUACGUGCAGGGAAACUGUAGCAAAGCAUCUGCAUGCCCUUUUAGGCAUGUUAAAGGGGACCGAACAGUGGUCUGUAAGCACUGGUUGCGAGGUCUUUGCAAGAAAGGAGAUCAAUGCGAGUUUCUCCACGAGUUCGACAUGACGAAAAUGCCAGAGUGCUACUUCUAUUCGCGUUUCAACGCGUGUAGUAACAAAGAGUGUCCAUUUCUACACAUAGAUCCCGAAGCGAAAAUCAAAGAUUGUCCUUGGUAUGACCGAGGCUUUUGUCGGCACGGCCCGAACUGUCGCCAUCGACACACACGACGCGUCAUGUGCAGAAACUACCUUAGCGGAUUUUGUCCCGAUGGACCUGAGUGCAAAUUCAUGCAUCCGAAGUUUGACUUACCCAUUCAGGAUCCAGCACAGCAAGCGAAGAAGGCCAACAUUGUAUGCCAUUAUUGCGGUGAGGCAGGACAUAAAGCAAUAUCCUGCCACAAAAUGCCGGCCGAACUGCGGGAAGAGCAGCAGCACACUCGUAUGCAGUUCCACAAUCACUAUGGUGGAAUGCACCGACGUGAUCACGAAGACGGCGGGGGCGCAAACGCUGGUGGACAACGAGGCUUUAGACCACUGGAUCAAGUCACUUGUUACAAGUGUGGGGAGAAAGGACAUUAUGCCAACAAGUGCCCGAAGGGACAUUUAGCUUUCCUUAGCAGUGCACUUCAAAACACACCGAACGUGUAGGCAUGUUAGUGUGCAUCACUACAGAGGUGCAUCAGAUGCAGUAUGUGUCACUGCAUCAGAUGUUCAGUUUCCUUUUUCCUGUAAACCUCUCCAUCAAGUCCUCACAUUUGAAUGAUUGUACUUGACUACAAAGACCAGGGAGAGAGUAUGUCUGUUCUCAUCACAAACAUAUUGUCAGUCAUUGUGUAUGCAAGCGUAAAAUUUGACAUGCCCUUUGCCAAAUUUUGCUAGACAUUUGCCUGUGAUGGUCGAAGUCAAAACUUGAUUGCAAAGGUGGUACAGCACCAAGGAACUCUAUACCAGUGGAGUUAGGCACACAGACAAACUUGUCUGCUAGUUGUGUAUGCGUGGCCAACUCUGCAGGUUGGUUGUCCUUUGCAGUGGGAUGUUAACAGCUUCCUGUAUGUGUACAUUGAGUGCGUGAUGUUUUACUGAUGCAUAGUGCAUUGCACUUCACCAGUUUUCAGUCCUCUUUGAUACCAUUUUUUUUUAGUAUUACUUUUUGUUUAUAGGUAUACUGGAAAUAAGUGCCACACCACUGUUGUAAAUGCUUGAUUGUGUGAAUGAGAUGUUGUGCUUGAACCUGUAGGCACUGCAAAGUUGCCAUGAUUGUCUGGAACUGUGCAUGAAAUGCCCGUGGUGUGAAGUGUCACUGUGAAGUGUAUUGCCAGAUGGGUUGGACACAGAAGCAGACAAGGCCAGGGUGUCAUUGCACCUUGUAUACAACAAAUGAUUUUUGUUUUCUUGUUUGAUACUUGGGGAAAGCUGUACAGAAAGCUUUCCCAAAUUUUACUGGUUGUCAUCUGUGUUUAGUACACAAACACACAAGGUUCUUGUGCUUCCUGCAGAUACUUGGUUUACAUUUAUUUCCAUUCAUAUUUUCUUGCCGAGAUCAUACUUUUGCAGUUUAACACCUGAAUUCCAGUAGGCACGCAUGAGUUAUGCCCAGUCACCUGUAUAUCAUCCAGCCAAUGAACACUGAAGCCUAUGGGAAUUCACCACUACCACAUGCAAAUUCUCAGUGACAGUAAUAGAGUUGUUGGUCAUUGAGUUAAAAACUUACAAAUGAUCAUUGAGAGCAGCUUUUGGCAUUGCAUGUUAAACAUUCAAAAGAAAAAGCAUUUUGAAAUUGUGUUACAUGUAAAACAGUACUGAAUUUGUAGUAAAAUAUUGACCAUGGCAAAAUUUUUCAGAAUUCUUGCUCUGUAGGUGAAAUGACAGCUGUGCAGACUGUCAGAUAGAAACAAAAAACCUCCACUUUGCUUUUCUUCAUGGUUUUUUUGUUCAUGUGCUGGCGUUUGCACCUUUCCUUUUUUUCUUUACUGUGUGUCUAUAAUGUAAAUGAGUGGUCUUUCAGGAUGGUCCAGUGCCUACGUGGGGUAGAACUGAUCACUAGUGGGUAUCGCUAAUGGUUACAUAUAGGAGCCUGCAAGGCCAGGCUAGUGUGCUGUAUGCAAUUCCACGGUAUACAACCAUUUAUUGAGAGGGCACAUUUUUGCAAAUUUGUGCUGAUGCCAGUUCAAGCAGGGCCUGGACACUUCCCAGAGUAAGCAUUGGAGGUUAGCACAUAGGUUUGUGGAGAAUUACAAAUGCAUUGCACACACAACAUUGUCAUUUGUCUCUGUAAGACUGUUAAGGCAUGCAUGUGUAUGCAUGCCUGUUGCCUUCACCUUGUGAAGGCGAAAUGCAUUCACCUUGUGAAUGCAUUUGUCACAUGUUUGCCACCAGAUUGUACAGGAGGAUUUCUGCCUCGCACUGUAGACCCACGAGGCAAGAAGAGAUUAUUUGGCAGCAAGGUGAAGCAUCCUGGUCUUCUGCUGCUGGGCUAGUUUGUACAUAGUGUUAAAAAGAAAAACAGUGCAAAAAGCAGGACAAGAAAGAGAGGCAGACACUGUCUCAUUGUUUCUGUCUGUCUUUCUUCUGUUUUUUUUUUGCAGUGUUUUCAUUCUUAAUAGCAUUGGUGGCACCUGUGGUCAGCGUCAGGUUGGGAGUGCAGUGGCAAAUUCCCCUCAAAGUUAACAUGUACCAGCAAAUCAACUCGUCUGACUUUACAUUCAUUUCACUCCCUGCAGUCCAUGGCCUGUGCCUUUGCCUUAUUCAGGCACUGCCAUGCCAUGAACCUUCUCACCCUUCUGGGCGAGGUGCGCCUCUUUGCCUGUUAAGUGGCAGUGAUGUUCAUGGCUUUGAAGAAGCAUUAAUUUCACCACUAGUUCUGUGGUGAAUCUUCUUGAAUGGGACAUAGACCUGCUCAUGCUCUCUCGGGGGGGGGAGUUUAUUGGUCAGGAGAGAAAACACCUGUAGUGUGGGCAGUUUUGUGCUGUGAGCCAUCUUCUUCCUCCCUGCACAUUCACCAUUGGCUGCUAGUGUGUGUAGUUUGUGACUGCAUUGUGUUCGUUGUUGCCGAGGUACAAUUGGGGUGUCGCCUGUGCAAUCCAUAAGCAAACUAUCUUCAGUAGAGGUGGGCAAUCAUAAACUUCUUCAAAUACAAGUUGAAUGCGAAUAGUAAGUGUUGAAUAUUGAAUCGAAUAUUGAACAGUCAAACGCCGACUCAUAUAUGUACAGCAGGAAUAUUUAUUUUGCUAUAAUUACGCACCACACCUGUACUGACUAGUGCCAAGAAACAGCCUUACUAUCAGGGACAGGUGAUCAGUUUGAAACACAAGAUCAUAAUUGGUCAUUAAAGAAGCUGCAUGAGCAGCCUCUCAACAACUUUAAAGCCUGGUCGCAAACAAACUUUCCAAGAAAGAGUGGCUACUGUUACAACUAGUUUUCAAAAAAUGCUAAAUAAAUGGUUACUGAAAUAAAGAUUGAAAGUUGUGGAAAACGAAAAAAAAAAGCUGUUGAAGGACUCGUGUGCUGUAGAUACGCGUAAUAAGGCCUGUUGUAAGGAAAACAAUGGAGUUGUUUUCCUUACAAUGGAAUUGUAAGGAAAACAGUUGAGUUACGUUGUUUUCCUUACAAUGGAAUUGUAAGGAAAACAACAUAACAGAUAAAAGUGCUACAUGCCUAGACUGGAAAACACUAAUGACAAACUACAAGCAACAGUCACAGGUUGUGUAGGCUUCUGCCGCGAAACCAUUUCUGGUCGUCUUAACUUAUAAUGAUUUGUUUAACGGAUGCAGAACAGUAACCAAACUAAUAUUCAGUUGUGAAACAUUUGGUUAGCUAAGAUAUUCGAAAUUAUCGAAGAGUUUCUGUUCUUAACAUAAAUAGUUUAUGGUAUUCGAUCCAUAUUCUAAAUUUAAAAUAUUCUCCCACCCUUAGUUUUCAGAGAGCAUAGAGGGAGGGAAAGGAGGCAUGCAGUAAUAGGAAGGGCCUCUCCUAUUUUAAAACGAUAGCUUUAAGGGCCCAAUUAGACAGAAGAUACGGUGGCGGCAGCGUUGUUUGUGUUUUGGACAUGAGUGAAAACUCCCAAUGGAAAUAAAAAUUAAUUAAAUUUUUCGACCGGUCAAAGAAUGUUCGCAUUGAUGCCAAGUUUCUCGGGGAGGUUCCUUUAUCCAAAGGAAAGUAAUUGAGCUGAAAAGAAAAUUGUGUUUCAGUGGAAACCGAACCCAGGACCUUGGGAAUGCGAAACAGCCACGAAGGCUCAUUGGUUCAAGUGUGUUAGAGGUAGUCAUAGUAAAUGCUUUGUGGUCUGACUCAGUAAAAUUUCUUAGAGAAAUGUACUGUUGCGUGGAUGGUAAUUAUGAGUAUUGUAAUUAAGAAAGGGCUAAUUAGGCUGAAGUGAGUGCGAGUAUUGGGCUGGUUCAUUAUACAUAAACAAAUGGAAUGUGUAUGUAUGUGUGGUGGAUCAAUAAGCAGAUUUUGUUCUGACUUGGUAAAAUGUCUUGUUGAGAUCAUGAGAAGCAGUCGGGAACCCUUUAAUGCUAUUGCAUUCUACUCUGAGAGGCAAAGCUUAAGUAUCUCCCAAACUUGUUCUCACUCACGCUUGCUUGUGGUUUUUGUACACUUCUGUGUGGUCCACUAAGUAAGGCAUCAUGGGGGCUAAACUGGAGCAAGCAUACUUAGAAUUGCACUCACUGCACCAUAGGCAACACCAUUGCCUGUGCCAUGCAGUUGAUCUUUCAUUGAAAGUGUUUCAUGACAAAUAAUCAUUGUGCUCUGCAUGUUCGGUCAGAACAAAUGCAAGUUUCUGUGACCAUUGAAAUUCACCUUGUGGCAGCGGCAUUCAUGAAUAGGGUAUUUAAUGACUGUUGGCUUCAAUGUGCAUUAAGACUGACCACGUGACAGCAGUGAAGGAUUGUGCAUUAAUACAAUUUUUCUCUUUCCAAUGUUCUUUCCUUUCUUAAAUUUUUAUGUACAAUCAGAAGCAAAUGGUGUAAUUCUCAAACAAAAAUGGAAGUGUUUUGACAAAUCAAUUUUUCACAUGUCACCGGUGCCAUAAUUUUUUCCUAGUAAAGGUUUUCAUAUUUCAUGGUGCACUUUUUAUCAACCACACCUUUAUGUCACAUACCUGAAGCACGGUAUACCAGUUUUAGUUGUGCUGUGUGGUUUUCAUUUGCUGUUGAUUGUACAUGUUAACGCAUCAGAUUAUUUUGUUAAACUUUGGGGGGAAGGUUGUUCAACCAAGUAUAUGUCUAGGCACAUGUGGUCAGUGCACAAAAACAUGAGGUGGAUGCUCAGUCUAUGUAAUAUGUGGGCAAAUGAGGGUUAAAUUGAUGUGACACAUUUUGCUGGAAAUUGGAAAUGACGUCAAUAAAGGAAUUGGUUAGCACGGUGCUUUUAUAAAGCUGCUGUGUUAGUUACA